UUUGCACUAAUUUGCAGAAGAAAAGCUGUGGAAGUGUAGUGUGCUCUGGGGGAAUGUUAUAUUUGGUCUUCCACAGUAAUAGAAGUCUCAUUAUUUAGCCUCUCAGUGCUCCAGGAUACCGUGCAAACAGACCGAGUGACCCUUUGUCAGGCACCUCGUCCCCUCUCAGGAUCAUUACGGCCCUUAGCCAUCAAAUGUCCCGGCGCAGCACGGAGAGGCCAGGCGGACGUCCCUCAAGUGCCCUUCAUUCAGUUAGUAAAACAGAUCUGGAGGCAUAGAAGAGGACACGCUUGGGGUGGAAUUAAGAGACAUAUUAAAACAGCAGGACUGGGAUCAUGGACUGCUGCCAAUAGGAUCUAACUUCACGGAUCUGACCGGAUUUGUCAAUUGAAUUUGGUGAUCCACACGACCCGGACAAACCUGGCCACCUCUUCAGAAGCAACAGAGGGUUUAAAUGCAUGAAGUCUGACCAUGUGCUGUCUAAUCACAGUGCAUAUGCUCUAAAAGUAUGGAUGUGCAAAAGUCAUUUCUGAGUCCUGCAAUGCUUGAUUUGGUCACUGACGUGGACUUCAUGGAGAUAUGCAUGCCAAGCACACCCGGUCUGGCCCUAAAGGAGACCCGCAGCACCGACAGCAAUGGACUGUACCAGGACUUGACAUCCAUCCACGCGCUCGACAUCUCAACAGCUCGAUCGGAUGACUUUUACGACCUGUCAUCGAGCACCUCGUCUCCGGUGAGCGCCAGCAGCGGGAAACCCAAACGCAAACGGGUGAUCAGCACCGUGCAGCGCCAGGCCGCGAACAUCCGCGAGCGCAAACGGAUGUUCAGCCUCAACGAGGCGUUCGACCGGCUGCGCAGAAAAGUGCCCACGUUCGCCUACGAGAAGAGACUGUCCCGGAUAGAGACUCUGCGCCUGGCCAUCGUCUACAUCGCCUUCAUGACGGAUAUUAUCGAGAACAACUGAAUUUAUAGUCAAUAUUACAA
Messenger RNA from Carassius auratus (goldfish), 984 nucleotides. RefSeq names its product pancreas transcription factor 1 subunit alpha-like. The record is from RefSeq and is a predicted model, not a curated record. The transcript has a single exon. Gene Ontology annotation, biological process: developmental process; regulation of transcription by RNA polymerase II. Gene Ontology annotation, molecular function: DNA-binding transcription factor activity, RNA polymerase II-specific; RNA polymerase II transcription regulatory region sequence-specific DNA binding; protein dimerization activity. NCBI's taxonomy places the organism in Eukaryota, Metazoa, Chordata, Actinopteri, Cypriniformes, Cyprinidae. Bases 509 to 964 code for a protein of 151 amino acids.